CAAUAAUCUAGUCACUCUAGCUGGCUUUAGACUGAUAACUGCACAAAGGAAAUCAUACAGUUAUUCUGUAACCUUUUACAUCAAAUUUGACUUUUAAAGCAUCUAUUGCAGUGUUUUAACCCAAAAAAAAUAGACAGAGAGGAAAACUAGGAAAUUUUAGAUUUUGAUCAGGACGGUCCAGGUUGGAAGCUGGAAAUCCAAGAUUUGAGAGUGGAAAUAUUGCUCCGGUCCCAGCUCCCACUUAGUAAUAUACAACCAGGAAUCCUAUAACCGCUCUGCAGACAUGUGGAAACUAAUAAUCUUCGGAGCCAUCCUGGCUGUCCUGGGGCAAAGGGCGAUGUACUACAUUCAUCGAGUUAAACCAUUCAAUGUGGCAGAACCUAUAGAGCUUAUCAACUGCCAGCUACUGAAAGGAAUAGAGUUUGGGUCGGAAGACAUAGAAAUUAGCCCUAACGGACUGGCCUUCAUCAGCUCUGGACUGAAAUAUCCUGGUGUGAAGAGCUUUGCACCUGACAGACCCGCAGAAAUAUUACUGGUAGAUCUGAAUGAUGAAGAGCUGCAUCCAACUCCACUGAGUAUCAGCAAAGGGUUUGACAUUUCUACAUUUAACCCUCAUGGACUCAGCAUUUACAUUGAUGAGAAGGACAACGCUGUCUAUCUUUUUGUGGUGAAUCAUCCUCAUCAUAAAACCACCAUCGAGAUAUUUAAAUUUGUAGAGGAAGACAAUGUUCUUGUGCACCAGAAAACUAUUAUACACCCGCUCCUGAACAGUGUGAAUGACAUUGUUGCAGUUGGACCUGAGAGCUUCUAUGCCACUAAUGAUUUUUACUUCACGAAUCACAAUCUGAAACAAAUGGAAAUGUUAAUUGGAUUAACGUGGACAAACGUGGUGUAUUACAGUCCAGGUGAUGUCAGAGAAGUGGCAUCAGGAUUGUACAGUGGAAACGGAAUUGCCAUGUCAACCAAUAAAAAGUAUAUCUAUGCUGCUGAUCUCACGGGUCAUACAAUUAGUGUGUUUGAAAAGCAUUCAAACUGGUCACUGUCUCCAGUAAAGGUGGUUGAUGUGGAUAUAAUCUUGGAUAACCUGUCAGUAGACCCAGUUACCGGGGAUAUUUGGACGGCGGGACAUCCAAGUCUGUAUAGCGUGUUUGCGUAUGAUGAAGACAAUCUCCCUGGAUCAGAGGUUAUCCGCGUACAGAACAUUCACUCCGACAAUCCUGUUGUGACCAAGGUGUAUGCCAACAACGGGUCAGUGCUCCAGGCGUCAUCCUGCGCUGCCAGAUACAAGAAGAAGCUGCUUGUGGGCUCAGUAUUCCAUAAGGCUCUAUACUGUGAACUGUAACAGGCCGCCCGGACACUGGAACGCUGCCCAAAUGGCAAACGGAACCUCGUUUUGUGAAUUACAAUGUACAAAGGGCCUAAUUCAGAUGUGUUGUGGUUGCUAUCGCUUCCUUUGAAGCAGCAGAGACAGCGCUGUAUGGUGAUGCAGCAGGAGGUGUCUAUUACAAGCAGACGUCUCCUGCUGCAGUAAUGAUCCGACCUGUGUCUUAGGAAGCAGCAUCGGAUCACUCAGUCACCAUCGGAUGGCUUAUGGCACCUGUGGUGCCGCGCAAGCCGCCCGUCACAGAGGCCAUGACCUCUUCCCAUCUCCAAAACGGUGUCGCUGCCCUCUCCCCACCCCCUGAAUGGCAGCAGGCUAUCAAUCACUCACAGGGGGUGAUUCAGACCUGAUCGUAGAUGUGCUAAAUUUAGCACAUCUACGAUCAGCUUCCCUGACAUGCGGGGGGACGCCCAGCACAGGGCUAGUCUGGCCCUCCCCCCCGUCGCACAGGUACAAAAGCAUUGCACAGCAGUGAUGCUUUUGUACUUGAAGAGUUGCUCCAAGCCAGCGCAGCUCUUACGCGCUGGCAGUGAGCUACUCAGUGCUGCCCGGGUCGCAUCGGCUGCGUGUGAGGACACGCAGCCGCCGCCGCGGUCCGCCCUCCCCAACGGUCCAGGCACGCCUGCGUUGCCCGGACCGCGCCCCCCUAAAUGGUAAACACCACCGGCCCGCCCCAUCACGCCCAGUGACCGCCUCUGCCUGUCAAUCAGGCAGAGGCGAUCGCAGGGCUAAGACAACCGUCAACUGCGCAGUUCAGACCUGAUUGCUGCUGUGCGCACAGCAGCGAUCAGGUCUGAGUUAGCCCCAUAGUCUGCUGCUAUCCAGCUUCCAACGUUGAAGGACAAGAUCACGCACUCGUAGAACGGAUCCCGCACAUGUGCAGAGUACAGAAUAUUGGUACUUUUCGCAUGAUAGCGCAGGAACGACUGCACCUGAAUAACCCCUAAAAUGCACACACACAUGACAGGAUAAUACAAAUCAUACAAUUAUACCCCAUGGACGUGGUAAUCCUGGCAACACAUCUGAAUAAAGUAAAUGAGCAUGCACAAUAGAAGAGAAGUUGGGAGAGUAAUUAGAAGUAGAAUCAGAGGCGCAGUGACUCCAUGUUUACAGAUACAAAAAUGUUUAAAGUUGUUUGGUUUAUAAUUAUUGGGGUAGAUUCUGUGUCGGGGGCAGCAGGUAAAUCUGCACCGGGGCAAUUGCUGUGUAACAAUAAAGCUUCCAGCAUUUCUGGGCUACGUGUAAAUGCACCAUGUGAUGGAACACAUCUCUGACCCCCAUGCUGAUGCCCCAUACACGUCUGCUCUAGUUGUACUCAUUGCUGCUGAUAUGGAGGAAGCGACGUCAUUAAACACUUAACUGACGAUUUUUUCCCAAAAAAACUGCUCAGAAAUUGUCGGGGGGUUUAUGAGUGAAUUAGAUGAAGAAUAUGAAAUUAACCUUAUCCAAAAUGAUUUUAGUUUAAAAAAGAAAAACAUUUGUUUUUACAAUCAUCGGAACAUCGGACUGGAAGAUCGGUAACAUCGGAACAUCGAUAACAUUGUAACCUUACUUUUUACACCCAAGACAGCUGCCAGGUACACAGGGGGGAUGGGGGGCUUUGUUUACACUUUCCCAGCGGCUACCAUAGUCUGCAGCCGCUGGGAGGGGGGUCCUGUCGUGCAUGGCAACACUGAGGGGAGGGGGCGGGAAGGCAGAGGUACCUUCUGGUCCCUCUGACAGUAGCAGCGGGGGGGAAGUUUCCCUUCCCUGCCGCUGCUAACACUGUUUAUCUGACUGGUCGCAUCCUGUGUGACCCGAUCAGAUGAGACACCUGCUGGUGUGGUCGCAUCUGAUGCAACCAUGCCAAGCAAGUGGUUAAAUAAGUAAUUGUGUCCUAUGUGGUAAUGUCUGCCCACAGCGGCUGUUGGUUCUCAGAGGGGAUCUGCACGUACAACAGCAGUGACAGGGACACAAGGGUUAGCACUGUAAUAGCCCUUCCAUAAAAUCUUUUUUAUUGUAAUAUGGAACCAAUAAACAGAACAUAAAGCAUCAA
Molecule: messenger RNA, 3416 nt
Organism: Pseudophryne corroboree (corroboree frog)
Lineage: Eukaryota; Metazoa; Chordata; Amphibia; Anura; Myobatrachidae
Product: serum paraoxonase/arylesterase 2-like
Exons: 9
Coding region: 284-1342 (352 amino acids)
Biological process (GO): response to toxic substance
Molecular function (GO): arylesterase activity
Source: RefSeq, a predicted model, not a curated record